UCUCUAUCUCUCUAGCUUUAUACAUAUAUCUCUUCUCUCUAGUAAUUUUAUUGCACACACUAAAUCUCUCUCUCUCACACGCAUUUAAUUAAGAUCAUGAAGGUUGAAGUACAGAAAAGAUAUGCUUUGCUACUAGCAGCAAAGGAUUCUGAGUAUGUGAAGGAAGUGUAUGGUGGCUACUUCAAUGUGUUUGUUGCAGCUUUCGGGGAAGAAGGAGAGAGGUGGGACUUGUUUAGGGUUGUUGAAGGAGAGUUCCCGGACAUGAAUGAGCUCCAAAACUAUGACGGCUUUGUGGUCAGUGGUAGCCCUUUCGAUGCCUAUGGCAAUGACCCUUGGGUCCUCAAGCUUUGCUUUCUUUUGCAAACCCUAGACUCCAUGCAUAAGAAAGUCCUUGGUAUUUGCUUUGGACACCAGGUUUUGUGCAGAUCAUUGGGUGGAAAAGUUGGGAAGGCUAACAGUGGUUGGGAUAUUGGGCUUAGAAAAGUGAAAAUUGUGAAAGAUUUCUCCCCAUGCAGUUUCCUUGAAGGCUCAGAAGAAAUCCCAGCAUCCCUUUCGAUCAUUGAAUGCCACCAAGAUGAGGUAUGGGAGGUUCCUGUGGAUGCUGAAGUGAUUGCAUAUUCGGAUAAAACCGGUGUGGAGAUGUACACCAUCGGAGACCACAUUUUAGGGAUUCAAGGUCAUCCAGAGUAUACCAAGGACAUUCUUAACAAUCUCAUCGAUCGUCUUCUCACAAACGAAUCUAUAGAGGUACGUACUAAUUAAGUUUGUUUCUUACUCCAUUAGUUUUUCAUAUAACUUCAUUUCCCUUUCUGUUGAGCUCAUUUUGGUUGCUUCAUUAAUUAUUACUUGCAGAAAGGUCUUGCUGAAGAGGCCAAGGCGAAAUUGCAGAUAGCCGAACCAGAUAGGAAGUGUUGGGGAAAGAUUUGCAGAGGCUUCCUCAAGGGCAGAUGAAAUUAACUAGCUAAUUAAUUGCAA
Cornus florida is the source of this 975-nucleotide messenger RNA. Its product is annotated as gamma-glutamyl peptidase 3-like. The transcript is spliced from 2 exons. The record is from RefSeq and is a predicted model, not a curated record. Gene Ontology annotation, cellular component: cytosol. Lineage: Eukaryota; Viridiplantae; Streptophyta; Magnoliopsida; Cornales; Cornaceae. The coding region runs from base 97 to 762 and encodes 221 amino acids.